Wallemia mellicola CBS 633.66 is the source of this 4245-nucleotide messenger RNA. RefSeq names its product beta and beta-prime subunits of DNA dependent RNA-polymerase. NCBI's taxonomy places the organism in Eukaryota, Fungi, Basidiomycota, Wallemiomycetes, Wallemiales, Wallemiaceae. Gene Ontology annotation, molecular function: DNA-directed RNA polymerase activity; DNA binding. Gene Ontology annotation, biological process: DNA-templated transcription. The transcript has 4 exons. The coding region runs from base 16 to 4245 and encodes 1409 amino acids. The record is from RefSeq and is a predicted model, not a curated record.
CUGAGUGUGAGCGAGAUGAAGGAUAUCGUCACGCAAGAUGCUCCUAAAAGGAUAAAGCAUGUUCAAUUCUCUACUUUAUCCCCUCAAGAACUUGUUAAAAUAUCUGAAACUGAAGUUACACACAAUGGUUUAUACAAUCCAACUCCAGAUAGAGCUCCUCAGAGGAAUGGUGUACUUGAUAGGCGUUUUGGUACUUCAGAUAAAUCUGGUAGCUGUGAUACCUGUGGAGAAUCCAUGGCUGAGUGUGUUGGUCACUAUGGUUACAUAAAAUUGGCUUUACCAGUUUUCCAUAUUGGUUAUUUUAGAGAUAUUAUUGCAAUUUUACAAGAUAUUUGCAAGAAUUGCGCUAGAGUUCUCUUAACUGAAGAACAACGUAGGUCUUAUCUUAAAAGGUUCAGAAGGCCUAACCUUGAAAACCUACAACGUCAAACGGCUUGUAAAGCUGUAAACACUGCAUGUCGUAAGAAUCUCUAUUGUCCAUACUGUCAAUCAACAAACGGUGUCGUUAAAAAGACUGGUUUACUUAAAAUCGUUCACGAAAAGUUUAGAGCAAAGAAAACACAAGGUGAACAACAAGAAUUCGUCAACACUUUCAAUACUGCCAUCAAUAUGAGUAAAGAAAUCGCUCCUCAUCUUAACAAAGCUCAAGACGAUCUUAAUCCACUUCGUGUUCUUGACUUAUUCACUCGUAUCUCCAAUGAAGAUUGUGAAUUACUUGGUAUGAAUCCAAAAGAAGCUAGACCAGAACAGUAUGUUUGGCAAUAUAUGCAUGUUCCACCCGUAUGUAUAAGACCUUCGGUUGCACAAGAUGGUGCCACAAAUGAAGAUGAUAUUACCGUUAAAUUAGGUGAAAUCGUCCAAACUUCUCAAAUUAUUAAAAUGGGUAUGAGCUCAGGUAAAUCAACAACUUCACAACUUAUGGAGCAAUGGGAAUUACUUCAAUUAGCUUGUGCAAUGUAUAUUAAUGCUGAAAUGCCCGGUGUACCAAGUGAUAAAGCCACAAAACCGAUCAGAGGUUUCGUUCAACGUUUAAAGGGUAAACAAGGUCGUUUUAGAGGUAAUUUAUCUGGUAAACGUGUUGAUUUCUCCGGUCGUACAGUUAUUGGGCCUGAUCCAAACUUAAGUGUUAAUGAAGUUGCUGUUCCACAACGUAUCGCUAAAGUUUUAACAUACCCGGAACGUGUAUUUGAGCAUAACAUUGAAUCUCUAAGACAAGCAGUAAGAAAUGGUCCUGAUGUUCAUCCAGGUGCGAACUACGUACAAAAUGGUGGUGUUAAUGGUUUCAAACGUUUCUUGAAAUUUGGUAAUAGAGAAGAAAUUGCCAAUAGACUUCGUAUUGGUGAUAUCGUUGAAAGGCAUUUACGUGAUAGAGAUUUAAUACUCUUCAAUCGUCAACCAAGUUUACACAGAUUAUCUAUCAUGUGUCACUAUGUUAAGGUUAGACCAUGGAGAACUUUAAGGUUGAACGAAUGUGCUUGUAACCCCUACAACGCAGAUUUCGAUGGUGAUGAAAUGAAUAUGCACGUUCCACAAACAGAAGAAGCAAGAACAGAAGCUCAAGAAUUAAUGGGUGUAAAGCAUAACAUGGUAACACCACGUAAUGGUGAACCAAUUAUUGCAGCUAUUCAAGAUUUCAUUACUGCUGCUUAUUUACUAUCAAAGAAAGAUUACUUACUAGAUAGACAAGAAUUCUCACAAGUUGUUUCAUACCUUGAUCAUGCAAAUAUGCACAUUGAUUUACCACCACCUGCUAUUCUCAAACCCAAGAGAAUGUGGACUGGAAAACAAAUUCUAAGUAUACUUAUGCGUCCAAAUAAAUCAAGUCCGGUUCUUGUUAAUUUGGAAGCUAAAAACCGUACAAAUCAUCCACCACCAAAGGGUAUGUUACCUGAUAUGUCAUCAAAUGAUGGUUACUUGGUUAUUCGUAAUUCACAAAUCAUGUGUGGUCAUUUUGAUAAAGCUACAGUUGGUGAUGGUAAAAAGAAUUCAGUAUUCGGUGUUAUCUUACGUGAUUAUGGUCCUGAUGAAGCGGUUAAUGCUAUGAAUAGGCUAGCACGUGUUUGUGCACGUUGGUUAGCAUCUGUUGGUUUCUCUUUGGGUAUAAGUGAUGUUAUGCCAAGUAUGGACCUUCGUAAACGUAAGGAAGUCCUUGUAGAGGAAGCCUAUGCUCAUUGUAAUGAUUUGAUCGAAAAAGCAAAAUAUGGUAAACUCGAAAAUCAACCGGGUUGUGAUCAAGAACAGACAUUGGAAUCACUGAUCUCUGGUAUUCUUUCGAAAGUUCGUGAUGUCGUCGGUGCAAGUUGUAUGGAGGAAUUAAGUAGAUAUAAUGCUCCUUUAAUUAUGGCAACAUGUGGUUCAAAAGGUUCUGUUAUUAACGUUUCUCAAAUGGUUGCUUGUGUCGGUCAACAAAUUAUUUCCGGUAAACGUGUUCCAAAUGGUUUCCAAGAUAGAUCAUUACCACACUUCCCAAAGAAAGCUAAAGAUCCACCUUCAAAAGGUUUCGUUCGUAAUAGUUUCUUUUCGGGUCUUUCACCACCAGAAUUUUUAUUCCACGCUAUCUCAGGUCGUGAGGGUUUGGUUGAUACAGCCGUUAAAACAGCUGAAACAGGUUACAUGCAAAGAAGAUUGAUGAAAGCGCUUGAAGAUCUUUCAGCCCAUUAUGAUAGAUCUGUCAGAACUUCAAGUGGAAUUGUUGUACAAUUCUUAUAUGGUUCGGAUGGUCUUGAUCCAGUUUCACUCGAAGGUGAUGGUCAACCAGUUGAAUUCCUUCGUAGUUGGAAACAUACUAAAGCUAUACUUGAUUCUAGUAAACAUGAGCGUGGAAUGCUUCCAUUUGAAAUUACAGAACACGUUGAUAAAGAACUGAGAACUAAAAGAUGGAUGAAAGAGUGUACACCUCAUUAUCUUUCAACUAUUCGUAACUUUAUAUUCUCAAGCAUAACAAAGAAAUUAGCUGAUUUGAGAGAUGCUCAUGGUAUGUUUGAUGCUCUCACUAAAUCUGAUGAAUGGGAUGAAGAAACGGAUCUCAAUAUGGGUGCAGCAGACUUUGAAAAAGCAAUUGUUGAUAAUAAGGCAAAAGUUACCUUACCACAAUUACAGGAAUUUUUGAAUAUUUGUUGGCAAAAGUAUGUAAAAUCAAAGGUCGAACCUGGUACCACAGUUGGACCAAUUGGUGCACAAUCUAUUGGUGAACCUGGUACACAAAUGACAUUGAAAACAUUCCACUUUGCUGGUGUUGCAUCCAUGAACGUAACGCUUGGUGUACCACGUAUUAAAGAAAUUAUUAAUGCGGCUAAAGCUAUUAGUACACCAAUUAUUUCAUCAAAAUUAUAUGAUGAUCAAUCUGAAUCAGCUGCACGUAUCGUAAAAGGUAGACUUGAAAAGACGUACUUAGGAGAUAUUGCUUCUCAUAUUGAAGAAUCUUACAGAGGUGAUUGCAAUGCAGUAUCAGUAUUUGUUGAUAUGGAUGCUGUACAGAAGUUGCAAUUAGAGCUUAAGUUAUCAGAUAUUGCAACAGCUAUUGCUAAAGAUAAGAAACUGAAAGUAAAGAAAGAGGAUAUUAAAGAGAACUAUACUAAGAAUAGAAUUAGAAUUUCAGUUAAAUUAGGACCAGAUGCUUUCCACAUUACUAGGCAUCUUAGACGUAAUCUUGAACAUGUUGUUGUUGCAGGUAUACCUGGUAUAACAAGAGCUAUUAUCAACAUUAAUGAAAAGGAAAAUAAACGUAAAGAAUUACUUGUUGAAGGAUAUGGUUUAUUAGAUGUUAUGACAACCGAAGGUAUCAUUGGUACACGUACAAGUUCUAAUCACGUUAUGGAAGUACAAAAUGUAUUAGGUAUAGAAGCAGCUAGAAGUUCAAUUAUCAAUGAAAUUGAUAAUGUCAUGUCUUCUCACGGUAUGGGUAUCGAUAAUCGUCACAUUCAGUUAUUGUCAGACAGUAUGACAUUCAAGGGUGAAGUACUUGGUAUUACAAGAUUCGGUGUUGCUAAAAUGAAAGAUUCUGUAUUGAUGUUAGCAUCAUUCGAAAAGACAACUGAUCAUUUAUUCAAUGCUGCAUUCCACGCUAAACGUGAUGCAAUUGAAGGUGUUUCUGAAUCGAUUAUCAUGGGUAACCCUGCAGAAAACUGUGGUACAUCUAUGCCUUCACUUAUUCUUCCUAAACCAAAUUUACCACCAACACGGAAGCUCAUCUUUGAAUCAGCUUUUAAAUCCUCAUCAAAGCAUGCUAGACCUAUUGUAUUUUAA